AUGGGGAGGCUUCACCUGACUUACCCGGCCAACAUCGCCAAGGUGACCUCGCAGAAGCGUCGGUUCAACCUCCACGGCCUGGGCCUGCAUCACCUUCCGUUCCUGAUCCUGUACGUCUUCGCGCUGAAAGCGUGCGUCGAGACGUCGGGAAAUCCCUACGCCGUGGCUCUCGCGCAUCACAAGGAGAAAGGAUACGAUCCCGCCGCGUUCGACGCGAAAACCGCCGCGAGCGCCCAGCGCGGCAAGACCGUCGUGGAUGACUGGGGAGGCGGUGACGCCGAGGACGAUCCCUGGGGCGACCUCGAGGCGGACGAGGAGCAUCUCGCGCCCGACGCCCCCGACGCAGCCGCCGCGGUCGAGGCCUCGUCGACCGCCCCCGACGCCGACGCCGCGCAGGCCCCGGCGCCCGCGAACCUGACCGCGCUCGAGGAACAAAUCAAGUACGAGACCCCGCCCGCGCUCCCGGCGUCCUGGCUCCCGGAGUUCUGGGCCGUCAUCUACUUCUCCGUCGUCGCGGUCACGCACGUCCUCCUCAUGUUUGGCCAACACUGGAGCGUUCGGUUCAGGGCGUUUGUGAACUACGUCGAGGCCGACGAGGUCAAGCCCGGGAACGUCCUGAUGUUCUGCCCGAUGCCCCACCAGGGCAAAGCCGAGAUUGUGGACGUCAACGAGCUCGAGAUCUCCGAUCCCAAGGCUCCCGGCGGCCGGCGCACGAUGCUCUGGACGGUUUUCCAGCGGCAGCGGUUCGAAUACGUCACCACCGAGGUGGGCGGCGACGGGAAGGUUCGUGGCGAGGUGAGGGAGGUGCAGACGCCGGUGGCGGAGCCCCUCGCGAGCUACCUGCAGCCCACGCGCGGGAUGAGCGCCGGUGGGGUGGCGGCGUCGACGUCCCGCUUCGGCGAUAACUCGCUUCGCGUGCCGCUCCCCACGUUUCUCAAGUGCUACAAGGAGCAGCUCAUGUCGCCGGUUUGCGUGUUCCAGGUGUUCACCACCCUGCUCUGGCUCCUCGACGAGUACUGGAAGUACGCCCUGUUCUCCGCGGCAAACUUGCUCAUGUUCGAGGCCGCCACCGCCUUCUCGCGCAUCAAGAACAUUCGCACCCUGCGGGGCAUGGGGGCCACGCCAACGCGCAUCGUGGCGUUCCGCGACGGCCGCUGGGAAGUCAGGUCCAGCGAGGAGCUCGUGCCCGGGGAUAUCAUCUCCGUCGCGAGGCCCCCAGGGGCGGGGGACACGCCCAUCCCGUGCGAUUGCCUCGUGCUGAGGGGCUCCGCGGUGGUCAACGAGGCGAGCCUCACGGGCGAGUCCGUGCCGCAGAUGAAGGACUCGCUGUCGGGGGAGACGGUGGCUGGCGACCCGGCCGCGCCGCUGGACAUAAACGGCGAGCACAAGGUCAACGUGCUCUACUCCGGCACGAUGCUGAUGCAGCAGAGCCAGGGCGAAUCCGAGCAGGCGCACGGUCUCCCGGCGACCCCCGACGGCGGGUGCCUGUGCUACGUGCUCCAGACUGGAUUUUCGUCCACGCAGGGCAAGUUGAUGCGCAUGAUGGAGUUUAGCAGCGAACAGGUCACCGGGGAUACCUGGGAGACGUUGGUGUUGCUCUUCAUCCUGUUCGUCUUCGCCUGUGUCGCGUCCGGUAACGUGUUCGUCAUGGGCAUGAAGGACGGCAAGCGGUCGCAGUACGAGCUCGUGCUUCGGUGCAUCCUCAUCCUCACCAGCGUCGUCCCGCCCGAGCUGCCGAUGCAGACGGCGAUGGCGGUCAACACGGCUCUCAUCGCGCUCAUGCGAGCGUCCGUCUUUUGCACCGAGCCCUUCAGGGUUCCCAUCUCCGGCAAGGUGGACACCACCCUGUUCGACAAGACCGGUACCCUCACCUCCGACAAGCUCGUGGCCAUGGGCAUCGUGACGCCCAAGGAUGACGGCUCGUUCACCGAGCUGACGCCGUGCCCCGAGGCGACCAAGUCCGCGUCGCUGGUCGUCGCCGGCUGCCACUCGCUCGUGCAGGUGGACGGAAAAACCUUCGGAGAUCCGCUGGAGCAGGCGGCGCUCAUGGGCGUCAAGUGGAGGUUCGACCCGCGGUCGCAGACGGCGCUUCCCACCGAGAACUUUCCCGAUCCCGCGCGGGACAAGGCGCUGGCCGAGGCGAGAGCCAAACGAGCCGAGAUGGUUGCGAAACUUCCCCGCGACCGAGCGCACACCGUUCCGCCGGUGCCCGAGCCCAAGCCACCGAAGCGCACGUGGAAGGGGUCGCCCUCGGUGAAGAUUUUGGUCCGCAACCACUUCAGCAGCGCGCUGCAGCGCAUGUCCACAGUCGCCGCCGCCGCGCAAACCUCGGGCGAGAGAGCCGCGAACUGGGUCCUCGUGAAGGGCUCGCCGGAGAUGGUCGCGACGCUGCUGGUGGAGAAGCCCAAAGGGUACGACGCCGCCUACCGCAGGCUCGCCGAGGAAGGCAUGCGCAUCAUCGCGCUCGCCCACCGCGUCCUCACCGACGCCGAGAGCGCGAGGCUCCGGGACCAAAAGGCACCCUUGACCCGCGACGAGAUGGAGAGGGGCUUGACCUUUGACGGGUUUCUCGCCUUCGCGUGCCCGGUUCGCAACGACACCCCGGAUGUUGUCAAGGCGCUCAGGGCGAGCAGCCACACCGUGAUGAUGGCCACCGGGGACAGCGCUCUCACCGCGCUGCACGUCGCCAACGAGGUUCACAUCGCCGAGGGCGGUUUGGAGCGCGCGAUGAUGCUGGUGAAGGACGAGGACGACGGUCUGGAGUGGGUGAGCGCCAAGACUGACGAGGACACCGGCGAACCCGUGCACAGGCAGCCGUACAGGGCCGACGGAUCCAUCCCGGACCUCGCGAAGAAGUACUCGCUGUGCGUCACCGGGUCCAGCCUCAACGCGGCGGCGGCGAUCGACGGCGUGAGUCUCGGCAAGGAGAGCCUCAUGAAGGACAACAAGCGCACGGGUCGCGGCGGCGGCCACGGAGGCCUCUGGGAUUACCUCGACUCGGUCGUCAUCUUCGCGAGGAUGUCCCCGGACGACAAGGAGCGCGUUUUGAAGCGGCUCAAGCAACAGGGUAGGCACACGUUCAUGUGCGGAGACGGCGCUAACGACGUCGGCGCGCUCAAGCAGGCGCACGUUGGGGUGGCGCUGCUCAGCGGCUUUGGCGGCGCAAACACGAAGAAGGUGACCCCCGUCGGCGAGGAGGACAAAAAAGGCGCCAAGGAUGACAAGGCCGUGGCCGUGCCCACGGAGGCCCAGGCGGAGACGUUCGCGCAGAAGAUGGAGCGCAUCAAGGAGCAGGCCGCCAAGGUGAAAGAGGCGCGCGCCCGGGAGGCUGCAGCCCGGAAGCAGGACCAGAAGGAACUCGUCGCGCUCCAGAAGGUUUGGUUCGAGGAGGAGCUCGCGGCGCGAACCGCCGCCGGCGAGCAGUGGGCCCAGUUCAGCGCCAUGAAGGCUGCCACCUCGCGCAUGAUCACCGAGACCAAGGCUAGGCAGGCGGCGCGCGCGAGGGCCAACGGCGGCGUGGGAGCCGCGCCCGGGUGGUCUCAGAUGAUGCAGGAGAUGGAGGGCCUCGAGGACCAGGAGACGCCGCAGGUUAAACUCGGCGACGCCUCCAUGGCGGCGCCGUUUACCUCCCGCAUCCCAUCCGUUCGCAGCGCGGUCGACAUCAUCCGGCAGGGUCGGUGCACGCUCGUGUCGGCGAUCCAGAUGCAGCAGGUUCUCGUGCUCUCCUGCCUGAUCAGCGCCUACUCCCUCUCCGUGCUCUACCUCGACGGCAUCCGCAGUAGCGAUAACCAGAUGAUCGCGUCCGGCUCUGCGCUCACCGCGGCUUCUCUGGCGUUCUCCUACGCGACGCCGGUGCACACGCUGUCGCACGUCAGACCGCUGCGAUCCAUCUUCCACCCCGCCAACUUCCUCUCUCUGACUGGCCAGCUGGUCAUCCACCUCGGGUGCAUGGUCUACGCCGUUCGUCUCGUGAAGGCGGCCACCGGCGAGGAGGCUGAGUUCCCGGAGAACAUCCCAGUCGCGAUUAUCCCCGAGGAGCUAAAGGCUAACGCCACCGAGGAGCAGCGAUCGUUCUGGGAGCAGGGCCCGCCGUUCAAGCCGUCGCUGCUCAACACCGUGGUGUUUUUGGUGGAGACUGUUCAGAGGGUGUGCGUCAUGCUGGUCAACUACAAGGGCCGCCCGUUCAUGAUGGGCGCGAUCGAGAACAAGACGUUUCUUCUGUCGAUUGCCUCGAUGGUCAUCGGUGCGUUUGUGUGCGCGUUCGAGGUCAUACCGUGGCUCAACAACUGGCUGCAACUGGUGACGAUGCCGGACACCGCGUUCAGGACCACGAUCCUAUCCAUUCUGGCGGUCUCCGUCGUGGGAACCGUCGCCUGGGACCAGCUCAUGCUGCUCAUCUUUGCGCCCGAUAUCUUGUUCACGGCGUACAGGGACACGAUCCGGGCGUUGCCCACCCCCGCGGACAUGGUGAAACAGUCGAAGAAGCCGCUGUUCGGUGCGUUGAUGGCGUACCUCUAUUUCUUCAACCCAGCGACCGCGGGUAACGGGAUCUUACUCGUCGGCGGCUUCUACGCGAUGAGGCAUCCGUUUUUCCGCAACUGA
Messenger RNA from Micromonas commoda, 4602 nucleotides. RefSeq names its product p-type ATPase superfamily. Gene Ontology annotation, cellular component: membrane. The coding region runs from base 1 to 4602 and encodes 1533 amino acids. NCBI's taxonomy places the organism in Eukaryota, Viridiplantae, Chlorophyta, Mamiellophyceae, Mamiellales, Mamiellaceae. The transcript has a single exon. Gene Ontology annotation, molecular function: ATP hydrolysis activity; ATP binding; P-type transmembrane transporter activity. The record is from RefSeq and is a predicted model, not a curated record.